Molecule: messenger RNA, 1136 nt
Organism: Coffea eugenioides
Lineage: Eukaryota; Viridiplantae; Streptophyta; Magnoliopsida; Gentianales; Rubiaceae
Product: cytochrome c-type biogenesis ccda-like chloroplastic protein
Exons: 11
Coding region: 79-1044 (321 amino acids)
Biological process (GO): cytochrome complex assembly
Cellular component (GO): membrane
Source: RefSeq, a predicted model, not a curated record
AAAAAAGUUCUCUGCCCAAGACUGCAUCCUUUUCCUGUUUCUGGGUUCCCUUUUGUGUCCUCUUGAAGCUUAACACAAAUGAAUUUAUCAACCAUAAAUGGCAUGACUUGCCAGCGGCUUCAUUACAUCGUCGCUUCAAAGUAUCCACAAAGAUCAAUUCUUUCUCAUGGGAACUAUAAGAAGCAUAGCGAAAUGCCAAUGAAAUGUACGAGUGAAGUGGGCGCCACUGACAAACUUAAACUCACUACAUUUGUUACAGCAGCAAAUUUGGUCACUUCCCAAGCUGCGAAUGCUUUGAGCAAUGAAAGUUUCAUGGAGGCGCCUACUUCUCUUUUUAUUUUGGCUGAUGGAAACAUUACAGAUUGGUUUGGAAGCCUUUUAUAUUCGGCUGGACAACAAGCAAAUGAAGCUGUUCUAGACCAGUUGUCUGCCCUCAGUUUUACUAGUUUGGCUGUCAUUUUUGGUGCCGGACUCGUUACCAGCCUUUCUCCUUGUACACUCAGUGUUUUGCCACUGACUCUUGGUUAUAUUGGGGCUUAUGGUUCAGGAAGAAGCAGAGCAGCAAUUGUUGGGGAUUCUCUUGCAUUUGCCCUUGGAUUGGCAACUACAUUGGCAUUGCUUGGAAUAGCAGCCUCAUUUGCUGGAAAAGCAUAUGGUCAGAUAGGCCAAGGCUUGCCAUUGGCUGCUUCUUGUCUAGCAAUUGUCAUGGGUUUUAAUCUCUUAGAGAUAAUAGAGAUUCAGCUUCCCUCAUUUUUUAACAACUUUGAUCCCCGUGCUGCCGCAGCUAAUUUUCCUUCAAGUGUGCAGGCAUAUUUGGCCGGGCUUACAUUUGCUUUAGCAGCAUCACCUUGCAGUACACCUGUCCUGGCCACCUUGCUCGGAUAUGUUGCUGCUUCCAGGGAUACAGUAGUUGGGGGCAGUUUACUUCUUGCUUAUACCACUGGCUAUGUUACUCCUCUGCUUCUUGCUGCUUCUUUUGCUGGAGCAUUGCAGAGCUUGCUUUCUUUUCGCAAGUUUUCAGCGUGGAUUAACCCAAUGAGGUAAUCACUUGAGAGUGAAUGCUACUUGACAUGUAGUUGUAUACAUAUCACUUAAGCUUUAUCUAUCUGUAUCUUUGUCUUCUGAUGCUCAUGAUC